Molecule: messenger RNA, 7708 nt
Organism: Micropterus salmoides (largemouth bass)
Lineage: Eukaryota; Metazoa; Chordata; Actinopteri; Centrarchiformes; Centrarchidae
Gene: mroh1
Product: maestro heat-like repeat family member 1
Exons: 45
Coding region: 16-5154 (1712 amino acids)
Cellular component (GO): cytoplasm
Source: RefSeq, a predicted model, not a curated record
GCUGACUACAAGCACAUGACCCAGCGUGUUUACACCUGCAGUGACAGAGAGACACACGGCGCUAAGUGUUUCCCUGACAGGGAAGCCUAUUGUUUGAACCGAGAAAAGAAGCAGCAUUGUCGUGAGGGGUUACUGUUUAGCGGACGCUCUCUGGGACUUGGCUACCUCUGCACGUCUGUAGCCCAGGAGGGAAGCUACAUCCCCGGCCACAGGCUCCAAGAAGGCAGCCUCUUGCUCUCCACCAUGGAGGAGACAGAUGUGGAACAGGUGACCCUGGCUCUACUAGAUGCGGCCACCGAUAAAGACUCAGAGGUCCAGGAGCAGGUCAGAAAGUCUGUGUUGACCCUGGGAAAACAGCAGCCAGACAGAGUGUUAGCCAUGUGUCAGGACUACCUUCUGAAACACCCAAAGUUGGUAGUGACCCACAGAGUUGUGAUUCUUCGGACUAUUGAGCUGAUUGUGGGCUGCAGGAUCGAGGAGAUCAGUUACCCCAGGAUAAAGAGCAUCAUCUCCCUGGCCUCAGAUGAGAUGACACGAUCAAAGGAGGUCGUCCCUGAUUGGCAGCAGGCAGCCAGCAAUAUCUUGGUUGCUGUGGGUAACAAGCACAUCAAUGACAUCAUGGAGGAGAUACUAAGCAAGUUUCAGCCGGGGCUCCUACCUCACUUCUUUGUGGUCCAGACGCUAGCCAACCUUUCCGACUCUAAUGUUUAUGGCAUGGUACCUUUCCUGAAUGCUAUUCUGGGCACUAUGUUGCCCAUGCUGAGCAUGGCCAAACAGGACAACAUGAAGUGGGUCUUCUCCUCUGCUCUGUGUCAUUUCAGUGACAGUAUCUUGGAGUACCUCGCCAACCUGGACAAGGCUCCAGAUCCCACAGUCAGAAAAGACACAUUCUCCAGUGAAAUCUAUGCUUCUUUCGACAUCCUCUUCAAUAAUUGGUUGCAAAGCAGGGAGUCUAAGUUGAGGCUAACAGUAGCUGAGGCAGUGGGCUCUAUGUGCCAUCUGAUGGCCAGCGAUAAACUGGAGGAGCAGAUUCCUAAACUCAUUCCUGCCAUCCUGUCCCUGUACAAGAAAAACAAUGAGAAUUAUGUCAUUAGCAAGAGUCUCUGCCAAGUGCUUGAUGCUUCUGUCAACAUGGGCAGCAGAGUGCUGGAGACACAACUGGACGGUCUACUCUUUGCACUGCAUCAACAGGUGUCCGCCCCUGUUGAUUACAGUAACUCUCUUACUGUCAAGAACCACAACGAGGUCCUGCGCUGCUUCAGCUUACUAGCUAACUCCUUCCCAGACCGGCUGGUCAUGUUUGUUCUUCAGAAGUUAGAAAACAGUAAUGAGCGAAGCAGGAUGGGCUCCCUGGCUGUCCUUCGUCACCUCAUCAACUCCACCACUUCCACAAUGGAAAGUAAGAAGUUGCUGAUUCUGGCCAGCAUCAGACAACCGAUGGCUGACCACAGCAACAAGGUCAAGAAGCGUGUGGUCCAGGUGAUCAGUGCGAUGGCUCAUCAUGGCUACCUGGAGUUAGACGGAGGGGAGCUACUGGUUCGAUUCAUAGUUCAACACUGUGCCUUACCGGACACUUAUCAGCGAGUCGAGAGACCCACAGAUCCAGAGGAGGUCACUAACGAGGCACUGAGGAGCAUGUGUGACAGCACCCUUCAUCUCCUCACCACCACUGUUGGACGACUAGCUGAUGUGCUAUGGCCAAAGCUGCUGUACUAUCUGACCCCUCCACAGUACAGCAAUGCCACCACUCCUCUGUGUAAGAGUCUGAUAGUGCUGGGUAACAAGAAGAAACAUAAUCAGGAGCCCAGCUUCAAAAUAGACUUUACACAGGAAGUCAAUCUGCCCUCUCCUCAGACACUAAUGAUCCGACUGCUGGUGAAUGCAGCGUUCCCGUUCAGUAGCAGAGGUCAUGGAGCUCCGUCUCUCUCUCUCCUUCAAAUCCUCAGUGUCAACAUUCACCCCAAUACAGAGAUAUUCUGGGAGAAAGAGAUACCUCCUCUGCUUUCAGUACUAGAGGAGUCAACGGCAGAGACCCUGGAUAAGAAGCAAUGGGAUGAAAACUUGCUGAAGCUCUUGUCUAAAACUCUGGCUACUAUUGACGAUGACAAGUGGGUGUGUCAGUUGACAUCUGAGGCAACGAGAUACCUCUCCACGUAUAACAAUGCCUUAGAGGAGAAGAAUUUCCUGUAUCGAUGUGUUGGAGUGACUCUCCAACAGUGUUUUAAUAAGGAAGUUGUCAAAAAACAGCUGCAGGAACUCCUGCUCACAGCACGACACAAUGAUGCCAUGGAAAGAGAGGGAGUUGCAAUGGGCGUCGGUCUGUGUGCCAACAGCCACUUAGAGGGAACUCUGGCCAAGUUGGAUGAGUUCGGCAAAUCAGACGCCUUCAAGAAAUCACCAAGCAUCUUCAACCUUCUCAAAGAGCGUAAUGAUGUUGAGGUAGAGAAGGUAAAAAGCACAUUAAUCUUGUGUUAUGGUCAAGUGGCUCUGAACGCACCACCAGAAAAGAUACUGACCCGCAUUGAUCAAGACAUCCUUCGCUGCAUCAGUAAACACUUCAAUACCAAGGUUCUGGGGAUUAAAGUAGAGACAAAGGACCUGACUAUGAAGCUCAGUUUGAUCCAGAGUGUCGGGCUCAUAGCCAAAGCCAUCAGUGAGUGUGUUAAGAAACAAGGCUACAUCUUCUCUCGCAAACAGGAGCUCAUUACUGUUAUGCUGGAUUUUAUCAAGGCAGAGCCAGCUGAUUCAAUGAGGACUCCAGUACGCCAUCUUGUGAUGACCACCUGUGCCAAUCUAAUACCUCUGGACCCUGUGCUGAGUGAGAAUGAGAGCUUUGACUUGCUAAAGGUGUGUGUGAACAGUGUGUUCUCUCUGCCGCCUGAGACACACACUCCAGAGAAAACUAAAGAAGAGGAGACACUGGACCCCAGUCAGAGAAAGGCAUUGUACAAAAAAACGUUGGCUGCACUGCAGGAGCUGCUGAAAAGUGUACUGGCAAGGGAUCCUACACCCGAUGGCCUGCAGAGUGUCUUCAAGCACAUUGAGUCGUGGCUGAGCUCUGGACAGGACCACGAGAGAGAGAGAGCUGCCAUAACUACUGCUCACAUACUGGCUUUCUACCUGGAUAACCUGACUGUCAAGAACAUGGUCUCUUUCCACAACCUUGGAGCUCUGCUGGGUCGACUGUCUCCGCGGUGUUCUGACCCUCACCCUGCCGUACGCGCUGCUGCUAUGGACUGCAUCUACACACUUCUCUAUACACAGCUACGCUAUGAAGGUUUCUCACUAGAUUAUAAGGAUGAAGCUGUGGAUAGUCUUUUGUCCCUAAAAGACCAACUAGAAAACCCUGACCCCUCAGUUCUAUAUAAGACCUGCUCUGACCUCACCAAGGUGAUGAGUAAGCGUCUGCCUCAGCAGCAGCUGACGACGUUGGUGUUCAUGUUGUUUGAAGGGCUGGUCGACAGUCAGACAAACUGCUGCAGAGCUUCUUCUGUCAUCCUAAACAGUCUGCUGAAGAACCGAGGAGGCGGGCUACAAGACCUGGUCCCGGAGAUGAUGGAGGUGCUACAUGUGCGUCUGCAGAGUAUCACAGAGGAGCAGGUGAGAGUGGCAGUGGGACAGACGGUACUAAUCCUGGCCUCUCAGCAUCUACAGACUGUUAUCAAUACACUAGUUAACCAACCACUUCCUUAUGACAGCUGGACCAGUGAGAUGUGGAUGGCCUUGGGAGCAGACCCCAUCGUAGCCAGUCAGAUCAUCGAGAUGGUGAUGGAGAAGCUUGUCAUCAUGGCGCCCUACGUAGACAAGAAGGAGUCAAUGAUCAGGGGAGGGGCAACAAAGGUGGCCACCCAUCAGCCACUGGCUAUGACAUGCGGUCUCAAGGAACUGUUAUUAAAUGGCCAGAGUCAGGAGCCGGCAGUCGGUCUGUUUCCUCAGCUCUUCUCCUGUCUCACUGUCAGACUUGGAGCAAGUGUUGGGGUCUUAGCCCCGAAGGACAACAAUACUAAACACAUCACCGCUGUCCAUGUAGCAGGGGUAGCAGCUGAUGCCCUGCGAAUCCUGUUGGCACGGGCCCAGUUAGAUGAGGUGACGAAAAGACUGGAUGAAGAUAACGCCUGGGAGGCGAUCAAGGAACCGAAUACACACAUUGCUGGAGUUACACUACUGGCAAAGGCGAUGGCUAAGCAUGCUGGUCCCAGGUUGCCUGCCAUCGUGGAGUGUCUGUGUCCCUCCUUGAACAACAUCUACGAAUGCCAGAGAAUCACUGUCACUGCUUUCUUUUCUGAGCUCUUAAACCAUCACGUGGUGACGGAGUUGAUGUUGAUAGACGUGUUAAUGAACAACAUGAUGGAGAGGAUAUCAGAUCCCUGUUGCACCGUCCGCAUGUUGUCUGUGCGGGGGCUCGGCAAUCUAGCUGUGGGAUCACCUGAAAAGGUGAAUAAAUAUGCCAAGGAGCUGCUGGCUGCCAUGAGUUCAGGCAUGGAAGAGAAAGACGAUCCAGGUAAGCUGAUUACGCUUGAAGCCAUGUCGGGUCUUUCUAAAGUCCUCCUCUAUCUGGACAAGAAGAAUGUCCACUUGCUAGUGGUCUAUAUCUUCAUGAAGAUUAAACCUUUCUUGGAAAGUGAGAAUGAUGAAAUCCGCUGUGCUUCCAUACAUCUCAUGGGGAACCUUUCCAAGUUUGGCUCAGGAGAGCCAGUGUUCAAAGACCAGAUCCACAACGUUCUGGUCAGCCUGCUGUUACACCUGGUUGACCCAAACCCACAGGUGGUCAAGGCGUGCAAAUAUGCCAUGCGAGUGUGUGCUCCUGUGGUGGGAUCAGAGCAGAUCACAGCCAUGUUUCAGAACCACCUCCACGAAGACAAGAGCUUGCACUAUGGAGAGUUCAUUAAUGACCUCACCAAGUACCUGAUUCAGGACUUUCCAGGCAUGCUGAACUUUUAUCACAUCUCAGUCAUCCAGUUCUUCAAGAGCAGCUGGCCUGAGGUCAGAGCAGGAGCUGCCAUGUUUAUAGGGUUUCUGCUAGGGAAUCUUCCAGAGGAGCAUCUCUCCCACCUCAACAUGGGGACCAUCACUAAAGGUUUAGUGAUGCUCCUCCAAGAUCCAGAUCCUGUGGUGAGAGUGAAGGCUGCUGAGGCCAUGGGGCGUUUCCACUGACACAAAGACAAAUCUCAGCAUUUCAUUUAGUCACAAGUGGUAGGUCGCCACCACAUAAAAACAUGAAAAGAUGAAGAAUAUUUAAGAUUUGGCCUGCAGGUUGCAACAACAUUUAGAGCUCACCAUGUGCAGUCAUUAUAACAGCAUUCAAAUAACGCAACUACAACCUUCAUUAAAACAAACACAGGGACCAAAAACAGGAACAAAUGUGGAGCCAGAAACCAAACAAACACUGAUUAUACAAACAUACACACAGAUGCACAUAUAUUUAGCACUUAGCAGCUUAGUUUAGCUUCUUUUGACACUUGACUACUUGAAAGAUACUUGAAUGGAGGUGUUAAUUCUUAACUAUAUUUUAGUGACCAAAGACUGUGUUGCUGUAUACAGAUGGACGUUGUUUGUAGCGUUUAGUAUUCUACCAGAGAUAUACUGUGUUCUUUCAAUGAAAUAUACCAUGCGUCAAGGAGUUUCUAAUGAACGGGGUAAAAACACAUUUGAGCUUGAGUGAAAGGUUUAAAUUCAAAUAUUUCUGUGCAAACGAUAACAAUAAUGCACAUUUAGAGUACAUGACAAUGAUUUCACAUGACUGGCUGGCUAAAGUGUGUGUGUGUGUGUGUGUGUGUGUGUGUGUGUGUGUGUGUGUGUGUGUGUGUGUGUGUGUGUGUGUGUGUGUGUGUGUGUGUGUGUGUGUGUGUGUGUGUGUGUGUGUGUGUGUGUGUGUGUGUGUGUGUGUGUGUGUGUGUGUGUGUGUGUGUGUGUGUGUGUGUGUGGUCAUACCAGCAUUUCGUGAUAGUGUUGUGGAUGUCAGUUUUAGUUUCAGUUUCAGACAUCCUCUUUUAGAGAGAGUUCCAAUGUAGUGGGCUUGGUUUUAUUGUCCUAAAGCCCCUCCCUCUGAUUAACACGGUAUCUUUCUUUCCUCAAAUCAGCUCUGAGCUUUAACCCUGCCCUCCAUGAAGAUUGUAGGUCUGUUAAAUGUGCAGUACCAUGAGUAAAUUAACAUGAUGUCUAUAAUAGAAAUGGUGAAAAUGCAGAAGAGCUACAGUAGGUUUUAAGGUUUUACGGUCACCUCCAUUUUUGUUUAUCAGUCACUGCCACCGCUACAACUAAAUGGCCACACUGAACACUUCCCGGUGUAACAUUAAUGUGUGUGCUCCACCUCAGACGGCUGCUUUGUCCACAGUCUAUUUCUUCUGCACAUAGUUUAUCAAUCAAUUUCACAUUACGGGCCACAAGAGUUUUCAGGUGUGCUCCAUACGGACAUUAAUUACCAUCACAACAUUGCCCGGCAUCCUGUGGCAGCCAUCAUGAACACAACAGCCAAGUGAGAAGUUGAUAAUCACUUUAAUGUGGUGACCCUUGUGUUUUCAUUCACGUUUUGCAUCAUAUAACACAAUUCUGCGAAGCGAGCUGAGAGCGUUUUUUUGUUUUGUUUUUUUUUUGUUAGCCAGGCCAAACUUACAGACUUGACUUCUCUGAACCAGCCAGUUCCAACCAAUCAAACCAUUCCUGUGUAGCUGUGCUAAAACAGUUAGUGCCAAAUGUUUAUUGAUAACACAUAAUACACUAUAGUGAUGCUGUUAAUGAUUCUCUCUCACUUUGAAUCCACUUCAUGUCUUUAUUCCUUUAAAUGGUGGAUUUUGUACAGUUUAAGGAUAUGGUUGUGGGUUUGCAGACCUCUUACUAUGAUGAGUGAAUGUUGUCUUAUGUACAUGUCAUUUUAAUGUUUAUGUCUCCAAAAUAAUUCACUCAAAUGGCAACAAGGAGAGAUGCUAAAUAAUUCGUUAUGUGUCUUAAUUUGGUGACAAAACAUGUCCAAAAGAGAGUCAGAUGAAAGCAAUAUAUUGUUUGUUCUAGAAUAAAUGAUUAUGUGUAUGUCGAUCUGCAAUAUCUCAGUUGCACGUUUAAGCUCUUGUCAUGUAGUCCCUGAUUUAAGAACUGAAAGGCAGACUAGGAGCUGAACCUGGUUGGUGUAUGUACCCAGUUUCAUUGAAUCCUAAUUUUAAUUUUCUUCACGUCGACAGAAGUCACAAGCAGAGAACAUUUUAAUGUUUUUCUCCUGGUUUCAGCUGGUGGCUUUUGGUUAUUUCAAGUUUAACAGUAAGGAAAAUGUUUUCUCAGUGGAAACAAGCUAAUGUUCAUACUGUACAUUUAUCAAUCAAAUGCAAAAGGCAGCUCCUGGAUUGCAUUAGAUGUUCUACAAACAGGGACUUGUGGCUUCUAGCAUUUUCUAACACUAUGGCUUGGUUGAAGGUGAUAGGUAAAUAUUAAUUAGCAGAGUUCUCUGUUUUAAACGAUGUUACGAACUUCAUACCACUGAUUUGAUUUUUCAUGACAUCUACCUGUUUUUUUUUGUUUGUUUUUUUUAACAUGUUGAAUGUUGUAAAUGUAUGUAUGUCUAAGUAUGUAUGACACUGAGGCAUGGCUCAAUGUGUGAAUGUAUUCAGGUGUGACUGUGUGCAUGUCAUCUUGUUGCGUUGCUACGCCAGAAGAGAGACUGGGUGAUGGCAAUCAAUGUAUUUAAAAUGAAGAAAUAAACAGAUCUAUCCAAAUGUAA